This is a messenger RNA of Salvelinus sp. IW2-2015, 4579 nucleotides long. The record is from RefSeq and is a predicted model, not a curated record. Lineage: Eukaryota; Metazoa; Chordata; Actinopteri; Salmoniformes; Salmonidae.
CAGCGUCAAUGCAUCUGUGAGUCUUCGAAUCGGCUGUCUUGAGCUGCCAGUCCUCUGUACGUUUCAGGUUGAGAUUUCACAGCGCAAGGUCUUGAGGAGCCUCGCCAUCAACCGACACACUUUCGGAGCUCAGCGUUUAUUAUUAGAUCCGCUCUAAGAGACUAUUAUCACGACCCUAUUCUAUUUAUGCCAGUUUCUUGAAUAUUUAAUGGAAAAUGGCGAUCUGCGCUCAGUCCUACGGUAUAUUCUGUCUGUUCUCAAUCCAAACUAUCCUCAUCAUCAGUUUAUCUUCGCCGGCAACGGGGAGCCUCCGCUUUCCCCAACACUACACAAUGAUGCAUUGGGCAGGCCGCAUUGAGAAGGAGCUGGAGAAGACUAUACAGUUGGUAACUGGAACCCAGCAGAUAAGAGGGAUUUACAAUGAGAAGAAGAGUCAGUUUGACAUCAAGAGGAACAAUCCCAAGGACCUGGUGGAGAGGGUGGCACGAGACAUCGCCAAGCUGCUCACUAGCAAGAGGAGAGCCCUGGAGAGGCUGGCCAGGGAGGCGGAGCAGCUGCAGACAGAUUUUCCCUGGCUGGACAGUAUCAAGGAGAGCGACAUGGAGUACUAUGAUUCGAAAGCGGAAUCAGACUAUACGGAGGACGGAGAUGGGGAAGAGAACCUGAUGGAGAACCCCUACUCGAUGAAGCUGGAGUUUGUGGACGAUCCCAACUUUAAAAACAAGGUCAACUACUCCUACAGUGCCGUCCAGAUCCCCACAGACAUCUAUAAGGGCUCACCAGUCAUCCUGAAUGAGCUGAACUGGACAGACGCAUUAGAGGCCGUGUUUAGGAAGAACAAGGAAGAGGAUCCUACUCUACUGUGGCAGGUGUUCGGCAGCGCCACGGGGGUUACAAGAUAUUACCCAGCCACUCCAUGGAGAGCACCCAAUAAGAUUGACCUGUAUGACGUCCGCAGGCGGCCAUGGUAUAUCCAAGGGGCAUCAUCUCCCAAGGACAUGAUCAUCAUCGUGGACGUGAGUGGCAGUGUCAGUGGACUCACUCUGAAACUGAUGAAGACGUCGGUCAUGGAGAUGCUAGACACUCUGUCAGAUGACGACUAUGUGAAUGUAGCCAGGUUUAACGAGAAGGCUGAUGCUGUCGUCCCCUGUUUUAAGACCUUGGUCCAGGCCAACAUGAGAAACAAGAAGAUCUUCAAGGAGUCUAUCAUGCACAUGCAAGCCAAAGGAACCACUGACUACAAGUCUGGCUUCCAGUUCGCCUUCGAACAGCUACUCAAUGAUACCGGCGCCCCGAGGGCGGGCUGCAAUAAGAUGAUAAUGAUGUUUACAGAUGGAGGAGAGGAUCGUGCACAGGACAUCUUUGAGAAGUACAACUGGCCCAACAAAACAAUUCGAGUAUUUACCUUUUCAGUCGGGCAGCACAACUAUGAUGUCACCCCCUUGCAGUGGAUAGCUUGUGCCAACAAAGGAUUCUACUACGAGAUUCCAUCCAUUGGAGCCAUCAGAAUUAACACGCAGGAGUACCUGGAUGUGCUGGGUCGGCCCAUGGUGCUGGCUGGGCCCAAGGCCAAGCAGGUCCAAUGGACCAACGUCUACCAGGAUGCUCUGGGUCUGGGUCUGGUCAUAACUGGGACCAUGCCGGUCUUCAACCUCACCGCUGAUGCAAACUCUCAGACGCAGCUUGUCCUUGGUGUCAUGGAGGAUGUUGCAAUCAACGAAAUUAAGAGGAAGACACCAACAUACAGGCUUGGAGCCAAUGGAUACACCUUUGCGAUCGACCAAAAUGGCUAUUUGCUCCUGCACCCCAACCUGCAACCUAAGAUCAUUAACUUCAGAGAACCUGUCACCCUGGACUUCCUGGAUGCUGAGCUAGAGGACAGUAAAAAGGAGGAGAUCCGUCGAGAAAUGAUUGAUGGCAAAUCAGGGCAAAAGAAAAUCAAGACUCUCAUUAAGUCAGUUGAUGAGAGGUACAUUGAUGAGGCCAUGCGGACAUACACCUGGACACCAGUGGAGGGCACAGAUUACAGUCUAGGGCUGGUACUGCCCACAUACAGUGAGAACCACAUCAAGGCUAACCUGAGUGACCAGAUCCUGCAGGUGCAGUAUUUUGAAUCUCUGCUGCCAAACAGUUUUGAGUCUGAAGGACAUGUAUUCAUAGCUCCCAGGGAAUACUGCAACGAGCUAGAGCUCUCCAACAACAACACUGAGUUCCUGCUCAACUUCAUCGCUCUCAUGGAGAAGGUGACACCUGACUCCAAACAAUGUGACAACCUGCUCCUUCAUAACCUCAUCCUGGACACUGGCAUCAUCAGACAGCUGGUGGAGAAGGUGUGGAAGACCAAAGACCUCAACACAUAUGGCUUUCUGGCGGUGUUUGCUGCAACAGAUGGAGGGAUUACAAGAGUGUUUCCCAACAAGGCUGCUGAGACCUGGGAAGAGGACCCUGAGCCUUUUAAUGCCAGCUAUUACCGCCGCAGUCUGGACAACAAGGGCUACAUCUUCAGAGCGCCUUAUCGCACCGGUGAUGAUGAUGAGCUGCUGAACCCAGAGAACGACACCAUAGGACUCCUGGUCAGCACUGCAGUUGGAGAUCACAGUGGGAGGGAAACCAUCAAACCUGUGGUGAUAGGCUGGUAUCUGGAUCUUGAGGCCUGGGUGGACAAAUUCAAGAUCCUGGCUAGCAACCAAACAAGUCCAACAAGUGACAACCGCCAAGUCCAACAAACGUGUGGACCAACCAGUGGCUGUGAGAUGGACUGUGAAGCCAACAGCGAAGACCUUCUUUGUUACCUGGUGGAUGACGGUGGUUUCCUGAUCAUGUCCAAUCAGAAGGAUCACUGGAACAAGAUUGGCAUGUUCUUCAGUGAGGUGGAUCCCUACCUGAUGCAUGCUCUCUACAACAACUCCUUUUACAACCGGAAGCAGUCCUUUGACUACCAGUCUGUGUGUGACCCCGUGCCAAGCAGCAACACCGGGGCUGCACCAAGAGGAGUCUUUGUGCCCACCAUUGCAGACUUUGUGAACCUGGCCUGGUGGUCAUCAGCAGCUGCCUGGUCCCUAUUUCAGCAGCUGCUAUAUGGAAUGGCCUACCACAGUUGGUUUGUCACAGAUGAGGUAGAGGCAGAGGGGAUGGACUCCAGAGAGACCAGCUGUGUGACGAUACAGACUCAGUUCUACUUCACUAACAUCAACAGCUCCUAUGACAUCCUGCAAGACUGUGGCAACUGCUCCAGGCUGAUCCAUGCCAAGAGGUUAAACAACACCAACCUGCUGUUUGUGGUGGCAGAGAAGAUGCCCUGCAACACCUGUGAGGUGGAGAAACUGUCCCAGGCGGAGACAGAGUUCAAGGAGGAUAACCCAUCAUGUGAGGACAUGAGUGCAGCGAGGUAUCGAAAAGGGCCCGCUGUGUGCUACGACUACAAUCUUUCUGAGAACACAUCAGACUGUGGGCGGGGCCACUCCUUCCGCCCCUCACUCCAGACCCUGCUCAUGAUUCAGCUCUUCCUCCUCUAUCCAAUCGCCAGCCCCCAUAUUCUGCCCCUUUUACUUUAAUUUUCCUCCAGUCUGCUCUCCCCAGCUCUUUGUCCAUCCUAACGCUCCCACUCUCUCCCCUCUAUGCUCCGCCCCUGCUCUAGUCAUAGGUUAUAAUGGGACUUCCUGUCACUGCAACUUGGAAGCCCUGAGUACCGCGCUACUGUACCCAGCUAGCUUCAAUUGUUGUUGCUUAGUGACAGUUGCAGGACCUUUGUGUUCUCAGCGAGUUGCGUACCUUCAUCCAUGGGAAGAGAUUCAGAAGGUUGGUGUUCCAACCACCACAAUUAUCAGAGGCUAUGUCAGAAAAGAAAAAAGACCCCAUCCCCACCCGCAUCAACAAGACGAGUGACAAGUGAAAAGACAAGUUGGAUGCCGUGUCACAGAGCUCCAACCGUCAUGGACACAGCAGAGUUUAGGUUGUCUGUUUGUGCCUCUGUUAGUCAGAUGGGAUGAGGAGACAUGGCCUCCAUCUCGCUCACUCAUCUCUGACCUGAUCAGUUUCCUCGCUCUGUCAUGUGUCUCUCAUAGGGGGUUACUGUACGGACCAUUCAGACGUUCAUAGCUACUGUAACAAGAACAUUAAGGAGAAAAAGAACUUUCAAGUAUACAAAAACAUACAWUUAUAAACUGUUGAAGUGUUGAGUAUUCAAAGCACAUGUUAGGGUAUCAUUUGCAAUGAAAGUUGUUACAUUAAUUUAUUUAUGCACUAUAUCUACUUCUUGCCAAAAUGAGAGACUUUCAUGUGGUCUUGUUUUUAUAACCAAGUGAGAGGAAAAAGAGAAACCCAGAAAGGAAAGCUGGAGAAAUAGUGUUAGGAAUAUCUGAGUUGCCUGAAUUCCAAUUCUWCUUGUACACCUCUACUGUUCUCCACUUGAAGUUAGAACUGUUUCUGCCCCUGGAAGCACAGUAUUAGAUUUAUAAUCAUGGUAACAUGGAACUAUUCUAUGAAAUAGUAGUCUUACAAAGAAUACAUUUUGUCACGUUGUAUAAAUGAUUGGAGACAGGCGCAGAAAUACAUAAUAGGGGGUUUUAAUACUCCACCC